This is a messenger RNA of Penaeus vannamei (Pacific white shrimp), 671 nucleotides long. Lineage: Eukaryota; Metazoa; Arthropoda; Malacostraca; Decapoda; Penaeidae. The record is from RefSeq and is a predicted model, not a curated record.
AGACGCUAAACAGCUCUCGAGUUCACAGACACAACACAACUUAUUUUAACUGCCAUGAUGAAGAUUUUGGCGCUGUGUCUGCUCGCCUGCGCUGUCAUGGCGGAGGACAAGGCACACGGCAGCGGCAGCCAAGGCGACACGCGUUUUCUCGGGAGCUUCCUCGGCGGUCUUGCAGCAGGCUUCCUUGGCAGACCGAACAGACCCAACAGACCCUUCAGACCCCAUGGGACCGGGGGCUUCCAUCCGGGUGUCCAUCCAGGCUUCAAUAACGGCUUCAAUAACGGUUUUAACGGCGGCUUCCAUCCAGGCUUCAGCAGCGGGGUUCAACACGGUUUCAAUAACGGCUUCAACACCGGUUUCCAGCCAGGGUUUCACGGCGGCGUCAACCAAGGCUUCAACCACGGCUUCCACCCUGGCUUCAACAGCGGCUUCGGUUCCGGCUGUAGGCUCUGCAGGGCGCCGGGAGGACACGCCUACUGCUGCUAGGGCGCCGGGAGGACACGCCUACUGCUGCUAGGCGCCGGGAGGACACGCCUACUGCUGCAAGGGCGCCGGGAGGACACGCCUACUGCUGCUAGGGCGCCGGUCCCGAGCCCGCCCACGUGUCGGCAGGAGAUGGGCGUCCUGCGGGGAGACCCUUCGCUUCGGCCAACUGAAGGCAACAGUGUAUU